Chenopodium quinoa (quinoa) is the source of this 1854-nucleotide messenger RNA. Its product is annotated as putative disease resistance protein At3g15700. NCBI's taxonomy places the organism in Eukaryota, Viridiplantae, Streptophyta, Magnoliopsida, Caryophyllales, Amaranthaceae. The transcript is spliced from 2 exons. The record is from RefSeq and is a predicted model, not a curated record. The coding region runs from base 501 to 1682 and encodes 393 amino acids. Gene Ontology annotation, molecular function: ADP binding.
GCUGGUUCCAAAAUCUCGGACCCGGUUAUAACUGGGUUUGAUUCCGGGUUCAUUAAAAUUGACCGGGUAUUCGAUUUUGCUCACCCCUACCUGUAACCCAUUUUUUCAACCUAAAACUAUUUAUAUUACUCAUUACCCGAACAAGAUCAGAGCUAAAGUAUCUAGAACACGAAAACUCAACCUUAUCUAAACGACUAGAUUGUCACCUUUAAUCGCUAGCUAGUAGCUACCCAUUUCCCUAAAGUUAAAUUGUUGAUGUAACUUCCAGGAAAUAUGUACGAAGCAGUAAAUUGCAUAGGCAAGUUGGGACAGAAGACUUUAAAGGUUGACUCUCCCAACAAAGUUAAUAAUUUAAGCUCAUGUCUUCUACUAAAGUAGUAAUAGAGUCCACUUUUUUUUUUUUCUUUUUUUUUCUUUUUUUAACUCAAAACUCAAAUAUUCUGCUUCUGUUCUUUCUCUCUCUUCCUCAUCAACCCUUGGGAAGAUACUGAUCGUUUCCAAUGAUUGAAUAUCUUAAUGCAGUAUACACAGCGCUGCUGCUGUUAAUUACAGUAGUCUGUUUGCUAAGAGCAGAACGCUUGGACUUGAAAAAGAUCUCAGAUGGGAUUGGUUCGUUUAAGGAUGCAUUGGACUUCAUUGGCAGUUUACCAUGGUGGAUCCACUUCUACAACAAUCUCAACGCCAACGUGCAAACACUCCAUGAAAGAAGGGACUCGUUACAUGUAAGACUAGAUGAUAUGAUAAAGCAGGUUGAAGAUAAAGAGUUUCAGACAGGAAGGCGGAGAAAAAGAGAAGUUGAUAAUUGGAUAUCUUCUGCUGGAACCAAAUGCAAUGAUGUACAAACGUUAUUGCUACAAGAUAUGUUGAGAGAAACUAAUUAUUUCUGGAAGUUCCUAUAUCGAGCUUGGUUAGGUAAUCUUGUUGAGAGACUGAUUCGAGAGGUGGAUGAUAUUUACAGUUUAGGAGUAUUUGAAGAGGUACUAUCUCCUGUUAGAGAACGAGUGGAAUUCGUGGAAACACUGCUGGUGGGCAAGGCUGCAAAUGAGAAUAGAAGGAGAAUUGUUACGUGGUUACGAAAUGGAGUUACUAAAAUUGGGGUGCAUGGAAUCAAAGGAAUAGGAAAAACUGCUGUAAUGAAAAACAUUCAUAAUCAGCUGUUAGGAUGUUAUGAACAUGUUUACUUCAUUACAGUACCUGAAGAUCAAAAUGAAUAUAAUCUGCAGGCUGCUAUAGCGAAAGAUUUAGGAAUUGACUUGAAGGAAGAGGACUUGCCAAAAAGGGCAGCUUUUUUGCAUCGAGCAUUGCGACAAAGGAACUUUGUGCUGAUAUUAGAUGGCUUGAAGAAAUAUCUCUCGGAAGAUAAGGUAGGGAUUCCGCUUGGUGCAGGAACAGGAAAAAUGAUCAUCACUUCACGAUCUCCUGAUGUGUGUCGAAAAAUUGGGUGCCAGAACAAUAUAAUAACAAUCGAUCCACUUCCGUAUGAUGAAGCCUUGGAUCUAUUUAAUCAGGUGCAACAAGCAUUCGAGCUUAAGCCUCCAAUAGAAAAAGUAGCCCAAAAAAUUGUUGAGCAAUGUAGGGGUGUGCCUCUCAAAAUUGUCGAACAGGCAACAAAUCUAAGAGGAGAAGAUGACAUUGAUGCCUGGGAGAAUUGUCUAAAUGAGAUGUUAAAAGCAUAUGAAUGACGACACGUUACUUGUGUGUAAAGUUGAAAAGAAAGUUCAUGCUUAUGUUGAUAGUAAUAACACUAUACUCUGAUUCUUUGAAGUAGGUGUUAUAAACGUUCAUUUCAAUUUAAGAGCAGUUGUGACCGAAAUUUUAUGAAAUAUUGAGGCGAGGUUGCAGUUAUUUUAAGCA